Messenger RNA from Encephalitozoon romaleae SJ-2008, 600 nucleotides. RefSeq names its product B-cell receptor-associated protein 31-like protein. NCBI's taxonomy places the organism in Eukaryota, Fungi, Microsporidia, Unikaryonidae. Gene Ontology annotation, cellular component: endoplasmic reticulum membrane; endoplasmic reticulum. The transcript has a single exon. Gene Ontology annotation, biological process: intracellular protein transport; endoplasmic reticulum to Golgi vesicle-mediated transport. The record is from RefSeq and is a predicted model, not a curated record. The coding region runs from base 1 to 600 and encodes 199 amino acids.
AUGGGGAUUACUACUCAGCUUGUUCAGAGCAUUGUUUUUGGUGAGAUGUGCAUGUUCACAUUCAUGCUACUCCCAAUUUCUAAAAACCUUAAGAAGAAAGUAAUCAAGCUCUUCCAGACAUCAAAGUUCUAUAGGGGAUUCCUCCACAUAAUCUAUGUCCUGUUUGCAAUGAUACUUAUAAUGUUUGUGGAUUCUGCAUACAAGAUCUAUACGGGUGAGGACCAGAUCAACCCGUUUGUGCUAUACCAGGCGGAGAGAAACAUGUAUCUAACAGGGUUUACCCUGUUCCUAGGUGUUAUAUUCCGUAUGUUUAUCAGAACGAUGUGCUUGCUCUUUAGAGAGGAAGAGUCUGCACAACUCCUUAGGAAGCAGUCUAUGAAUCAAAAGAAAUAUGUCGAGGAGAUGCUAGAAGACAACACGAAGAAAGCCAAAAGGAUAGAAGAGCUAGAGGUGGAGAUCAUCGAUCUGAAAAAGAAGAUCUUGUCUGGGGACAUCUUGAUAAAGCAGCUGAAGAAUAAUCAGAACGAGUAUUUCAGCUUGCUAGAUAAGUAUAAUGGACUGAGAGAGCAAAUGCAGAUGGAGUCUAGGAAGUCUAAAUAA